AUGGCCACGGGGCGUACACCAGCCAAGACCAGGCUAGACCUGGAAGACAUGGAGCAGGAGACUCCUCUGUGGGUCCCACCCCUGGGGAUCCCUCCAGACAGACACACAGCAGAGGGACUACUGGAGGAAGUAGUGGAGGCAAAGGAACCAGCCCAGGAGGAUGACUCUGUCUCACUCUCCAUCUCUAUCCACAGUUACACCAGGCCUCUGGUGAAGGACAGGGACCCAAGGGGAGUCAACAAGUGUCUAAAGGUGACGUUUGAGGACGUGAUAGCUGAGCCCCCCUCGGUGCGGAGCUUCGAUAAGGUGUGGCUGUGGAGCUACGCCCUGUUUGAAGUGUCCCGUCUCUGGUGCUACCGGCUCAUCUCCCUCCUCCUGGCCGUGCCCGUCUCUCUGGUAGCAGGGAUCCUCUUCGCUGUCCUCAGCUGCCUACACAUCUGGCUGAUCAUGCCCUGUAUGCAGCUCUUCCUGAUCAACAUGCACAGGGUUCAGACCGUGUGGAGCAGUGUGUUAAACAUCGUCAUCACUCACUUCUUUAAGAGUAUGGGAAAGUGCUGUGGUAGCAUCAACGUCCGACUAGCCAGGGACUGA
Molecule: messenger RNA, 591 nt
Organism: Salvelinus namaycush (lake trout)
Lineage: Eukaryota; Metazoa; Chordata; Actinopteri; Salmoniformes; Salmonidae
Product: caveolin-2-like
Exons: 3
Coding region: 1-591 (196 amino acids)
Biological process (GO): caveola assembly
Cellular component (GO): caveola
Molecular function (GO): molecular adaptor activity
Source: RefSeq, a predicted model, not a curated record